AGGCAGCUGGGCGCCUCGCCCCCUCCUCCCGCGCGCAGCGCUGCCGGAGUGUGGAUGGGAGCAAAUGUGGGGAAAGUGCAGUCGGAGGCGCCGGGGCUCCGCUGACAGCACGCAGCCAGGGCGCUCGCUCUGGCCCGCCGGGCUGCCCCCGGUGCACUAUGGCCAGGACCCCGGCGGAGCGCGCAGCCUCCUUGGCCGCCUUCCUCGCCUCCUGCGCCGCCUGCCUCGCGGCCACCACCAGCGAAGUGAACUUGUUGGACACUUCCACCAUUAUUGGCGACUGGGGCUGGCUCACCUACCCUUCCCAUGGGUGGGACUCCAUCAACGAAAUGGAUGAAUUCUUCAACCCCAUCCACACCUACCAAGUCUGCAAUGUCAUGUCCCCCAACCAGAACAACUGGCUGAGGACUAGCUGGGUGCAGCGUCACGGGGCUCACCGGGUGUACGCAGAGAUCCGAUUCACCCUGCGGGACUGCAACAGCAUGCCAGGCGUCCUGGGCACAUGCAAGGAGACCUUCAACCUCUACUACCUCCAGUCGGACCGCGAUCUGGGCAGCACCCCCCGCGAGAGCCAGUUUGUGAAGAUUGACACCAUUGCGGCCGACGAGAGCUUCACCAACGUGGACCUGGGCGUCCGGCGACUCAAGCUCAACACGGAAGUGCGUGGCGUGGGGCCCCUGAGCAAAAGAGGCUUCUACCUGGCCUUCCAGGACAUUGGAGCCUGCAUUGCCAUCGUCUCAGUCCGAGUUUACUACAAGAAGUGCCCAGCCAUGGUGAGGAACUUGGCAUCCUUCUCCGAGGCAGUGACAGGAGCAGACUCCUCGUCCCUUGUGGAGGUGCGGGGCGAGUGCGUGGGGCACUCUGAGGAAAGGGACACCCCGAAAAUGUACUGCAGUGCUGACGGGGAGUGGCUGGUGCCCAUCGGAAAAUGUGUCUGCAGUGCCGGCUAUGAGGAGCAAAGGGAUUCGUGUCUGGCCUGUCAACUGGGUUUCUACAAGUCUUCCCCUGGGGAUCAGCUGUGUGCCACCUGCCCUGCCCACAGCUAUUCCGAGACCCAGGCGGCGCAGGUCUGUCGCUGUGAGAGCAACUUUUACAGAGCAGUGCAGGACCCUCCUUCGGCAGCCUGCACACGUCCUCCCUCUGCCCCCGUGAACCUGCUCUCCAGCGUGAAUGGCACCUCUGUCACCCUCGAGUGGUCCCCGCCUCUGGACAAAGGCGGCCGCAGCGACAUCCUCUACAACGUCCUCUGCCGCCACUGCCUGUGGGAUUCUGGCCAGUGCGAGGCCUGCAGCCCUGGCAUCCGCUUCCUGCCCCAGCCAGUGAACCUGGCCCAGGGAUCCCUGGCUGUCACCAACCUCCUGGCCCACACCAACUACUCCUUCUGGGUGGAGGCCGUCAACGGGGUCUCCGAGCUGACCCUCGAGCCACCGAAAUUUGCUGCCGUCAACAUCACCACAAACCAGGCAGCUCCAUCCCAAGUGCUGGCCGUUCACCAGGAGAACGUGGGCCAAAACAGUGUCACGCUCCUAUGGCAGGAACCGGAUCAGCCCAACGGCAUCAUUCUGGAAUAUGAGAUCAAGUACUAUGAAAAGGACAAAGAAAUGCAGAGCUACUCCACCCUGAAGUCCAAAGGCAACAGCACCACCGUCUCAGGCUUGAAGCCGGCAACCUGCUAUGUCUUCCAGGUCCGAGCCCGCACCUCUGCCGGCUGUGGCAAAUUCAGCCAGGUGGUGGAAGUGGAGACCGCCAAAGCAAUAGCUCCCCAUUACGACACCACAGUGGUUGUAUGGACCUGCCUCACCCUCAUCAGUGGCCUUGUCACAUUGCUGCUCUUUCUGAUCUGCAAGAAGAGACACUGCGGCUACAGCAAGGCAUUCCAGGACUCCGACGAGGAGAAGAUGCAUUAUCAGAACGGACAGGUGAAAUUCCCCGAGUCAAAGUUCUACGUGGAGCCCCACACUUAUGAGGACCCCUGCCAGGCUGUGCAUGAGUUCACGCGAGAAAUCGAAGCCUCCAGGAUUAAAAUCGAGAGAGUCAUUGGGUCUGGAGAGUCAGGAGAGGUGUGUUAUGGCCGUCUGAAGCUACCUGGAAAGAGGGAGGUACCUGUGGCGGUCAAGGCCCUGAAAGCUGGGUACACAGAGAAGCAGCGACGGGACUUUCUGAGUGAAGCAAGCAUCAUGGCCCAGUUUGACCACCCCAAUGUCAUCCACCUGGAGGGGGUGGUCACCAAAAGCAAAUUAGUCAUGAUUGUGACCGAGUACAUGGAGAACGGCUCGCUGGAUUCCUUUCUCCGGAAACAUGACGGGCAAUUUACAGUGCUUCAGCUGGUCGUCAUGCUGAGAGGCAUCGGCGCUGGCAUGCGCUACCUCGCGGACCUGGGCUAUGUGCACCGCGACUUGGCAGCACGCAACAUCUUGGUCAACAGCAACUUGGUCUGCAAAGUCUCUGACUUUGGCCUGUCGCGAAUCCUGGAGAACAACCCCGAGGCUGCUUAUACCACCACGGGUGGGAAAAUCCCCGUUCGGUGGACAGCGCCAGAAGCCAUCACGUACCGGAAGUUCUCAUCAGCCAGUGAUGUGUGGAGCUACGGCAUUGUCAUGUGGGAAGUGCUGGCCUAUGGGGAGCGGCCUUACUGGAACAUGACCAACCGGGACGUCAUUCAGUCGGUGGAGGAGGGUUACCGGCUGCCCGCCCCCAUGGGUUGCCCCACAGCCCUGCAUCAACUCAUGUUGGAUUGCUGGCAGAAAGAUCGGAAUGAGAGGCCACGUUUUCCCCAGAUUGUCAGCAUCCUGGACAAGCUCAUCCGCAGCCCACAGAACCUCAAGUGCACGGCUACAGUCAACAGAUUCACCCAAACCAUCUCGGAACGAGGCUGCAUCGAUUUCACCAGCUGUGCAACUGUGGAAGACUGGCUGGACUCCAUCCGGCUGGGGCGAUACCAAGAGAACUUUGCUCUGGCCGGCUACUCUUCCCUUGGCAUGGUGAUGCGGAUGAACAUCGAUGAUGUGCAGAGUUUGGGCAUCAGCCUCGUGGGUCACCAGAGGAAGAUCCUGACCAGCAUCCAGAUCAUGAGGUCUCAGCUGCUCAACACCAUGGGCUCCAGAAGACACCUGUGAUGGACCCUCUAUAGACCCAGAAGCUUCUUCACCUGUGUUGGUGGCUAAGCACCUGCCAAGGAGAAAUUCCUCUAAAGGUUGUGUGGUAGGAUGGUUGGUUAGACGUAGGAUUCUGGGCUGCACACAGAAUGAUCUGCCACUCUCAGCAGAAGGCCUGUUCCCCCUGGAGAUGGAGGGCUGGGGCUUGCAUUGCACAAUUCAUCACUAGGGUGGACUUCAUAUGCACUGCAGUUCCCAUAUCUUGGACUUUGCUUGCAGAGGACCAAGGACUAGCACUUCUGCUGUGUGUGAUGGUCCUGACCAUUCUUCAUGAGCAGAGAUGGAGGACUAUCAAGGGACUUUAAGCCUUAUCCUGCCAUCCCAUUGCAAUAAGCUCUGGCAGGCACCCUAAGCUGCCCUUUAUUGGGAUGGAAGAGAAUGGGCUUUCACGGAACACCUCACCAAAGCCAGGACAGGCAGAGAAGAUACAUUCUGGGUCCUCACCUGCGCCUUGGAAUCUGAGAUGAUCCUUUCGGAAGUGGAGGAUGUUGCCUGCCGGGGAGGAAAAAGCCACACUUUGAAUCUACCAGCAGUUCACACCCACAAGCCUGAAGCUUGGGCUGGGGGCCCAGCACUUGGGGCCACAAACUCAGGUUUCCCACAUUCCAGCUCACCCAGCCAGAGACUAACCUGAUGUGGCCCAGUUCCUCUUCUGGGUCUGGGGAGAGACUAUCGCUGUUCUUCCAUUGCUGCUAAAAGAAAGACCUUCAUCUAUUUGAUCUCUCUA
Molecule: messenger RNA, 3882 nt
Organism: Podarcis raffonei (Aeolian wall lizard)
Lineage: Eukaryota; Metazoa; Chordata; Lepidosauria; Squamata; Lacertidae
Gene: EPHA8
Product: EPH receptor A8
Exons: 17
Coding region: 159-3116 (985 amino acids)
Biological process (GO): protein phosphorylation; axon guidance; cell surface receptor protein tyrosine kinase signaling pathway
Cellular component (GO): neuron projection; plasma membrane
Molecular function (GO): protein binding; transmembrane-ephrin receptor activity; ATP binding
Source: RefSeq, a predicted model, not a curated record